AUGAAGCCGACGGAUGCAACACGAUGGCAAGAUGUGUCCGCUGAUUUCACCAUCACCGAGACGCAUUGUACGUUACCGUCAAAGGGUCUGAAAGAAUUCACGAGCUAUGAGUUUCGCGUGACAGCUGAGAAUAAGGCUGGCAAGAGCAAACCAUCGGGACCGUCUAAUCCAGUGGAAUUGGGUAUCCCGCUAGAGUUCAUUCGCCCACUAACUGAUGUCGCUCUGACUGAAGCAACAGAACAACCAGUUGUAGUUGAAUGCGAGCUGUCACGUACUCCACAAGGGAAAGUUCAAUGGCUGAAGGACGGAAAGCCACUGAGCCGUCUUCCAGACCGCGUCCGAAUUGAGGAAGACUCAAAUGGUACUGUGCACCGACUAGUAUUCCACCCAUUAACCGAAGAAGAUUUGGGUGUCUACACAAUAAAAGCGGACAAAAUAAGUAGUGAGGCACGAGUGGAUAUGAAAAUUGCACCAGUUCUCAAACUUUCCGAGAAGUUCACCGAUAAAAUCAUCCUCAAAGCUGGAGCAUCCACCGUCAUCGAGGUACCGUUCGCCGCCAGUCCAAAACCAACAGUCCAAUGGACAUGGAAGCCGAGACUGCGUCCUGAUGCCGAACCAGGUGCACCACAAGCUCCUCGAUUCAAACCAGAUGUGGUCUCCGGAAUGACGUCGCUACCACUGGGCAAGGUGAAACGGGAAGACGCUGGUGACUAUGAGGUGGUGAUAAAGAACGAGUUGGGCGAGGUGUCGGUGACGGUGCAGUUGAUAGUGUUGGAUAAGCCAUCUGCACCACGACAACCGGACGUGAGUGAGAACACGGGAGAACGUGGAGUGUUCCAUUGGAUUGACCCGGAAUUCCUCGGUAUCAGUCCGGAUGUCGCUCCAACUGAAGGUAUAACCUACAUUGUGGAGAUGCGUGAAGCCAAUCAAAGGGCAGGUAAACCGGUAACGACGACGAAGGAACUGAGUACGCCUAUUGAUGGGUUGCAGUUGAACAAAUCGUACAUUUUCAGUGUGGCCGCGAAGAACGAAGUUGGUCAAUCAGACUUUGUGGAUAGCAAGCCAGUGUCAACCAAGCUCGAAUAUGGACCACCCCCAAGUCCCGUUAACUUGAAGGCUACAGUCAACCCAGAAAAAGCUCCCGCCGAUCAGCAAACUAUUGAGCUCACGUGGGAACAGCCGACUGACCAAGCGACCAGUGCCGGACCUGUGACCAACUACUACCUCGAAAUGAAGCCGACGGAUGCAACACGAUGGCAAGAUGUGUCCGCUGAUUUCACCAUCACCGAGACGCAUUGUACGUUACCGUCAAAGGGUCUGAAAGAAUUCACGAGCUAUGAGUUUCGCGUGACGGCUGAGAAUAAGGCUGGCAAGAGCAAACCAUCGGAACCUUCUAAUCCAGUGGAAUUGGGCAUUCCACUGGAGUUUGUUCGUCCACUAAAUGACGUUACCGUUACUGAAGUGACAGAGAAGCCGGUCGUAAUAGAAUGUGAGUUUUCGCGAGCCCCGCGAGAAAAAGUUCUGUGGCUGAAAGAUGGGAAACCCCUUGGUCGCGCCCCUGAGCGCGUCCGUGUUGAGGAGGAUGCAGACAGCACAGUGCAUCGGCUGGUCUUUCAACCUUUGCAGGAUGAGGAUUUGGGAACCUACGCAAUUAAAGUGGAGAAGCUCGUCAGUGAGGCAAACGUUGGUAUGAGAGUGGCACCAACACUGAAACUUUCCGAGAAGUUCACCGAUAAAAUCGUCCUCAAAGCUGGAGCAUCCACCGUCAUCGAGGUACCGUUCGCCGCCAGUCCAAAACCAACAGUCCAAUGGACAUGGAAGCCGAGAGUGCGUCCUGAUGCCGAACCAGGUGCACCACAAGCUCCUCGAUUCAAACCAGAUGUGGUCUCCGGAAUGACGUCGCUACCACUGGGCAAGGUGAAACGGGAAGACGCUGGUGACUAUGAGGUGGUGAUAAAGAACGAGUUGGGCGAGGUGUCGGUGACGGUGCAGUUGAUAGUGUUGGAUAAGCCAUCUGCACCACGACAACCGGACGUGAGUGAGAACACGGGAGAACGUGUGGUGUUCCAUUGGAUUGAACCGGAAUUCCUCGGUAUCAGUCCGGAUGUCGCUCCAACUGAAGGUAUAACGUACGUCGUGGAGAUGCGCGAGGCAACUCAACGUGUGGGCAAGCCGGUAACGACGACGAAGGAACUGAGUACACCUAUUGAUGGGUUGCAGUUGAACAAAUCCUACAUCUUCAGUGUGGCCGCGAAGAACGAAGUUGGUCAAUCAGAAUUUGUGGAUAGCAAACCGGUGUCAACAAAACUGGAUUACGGACCACCACCCAGCCCGAUCAACGUCAGGGCUGUAGCUAGCCCAGAGAAAGCGCCUAUCGAUCAACAAAGUGUCGAUGUGACGUGGGAACAGCCGACUGACCAAGCGACCAGUGCCGGACCUGUGACCAACUACUACCUCGAAAUGAAGCCGACGGAUGCAACACGAUGGCAAGAUGUGUCCGCUGAUUUCACCAUCACCGAGACGCAUUGUACGUUACCGUCAAAGGGUCUGAAAGAAUUCACGAGCUAUGAGUUUCGCGUGACGGCUGAGAAUAAGGCUGGCAAGAGCAAACCAUCGGAACCGUCUAAUCCAGUGGAAUUGGAUUUGCCUCCGUUGUUUGGUAAAGCUGCUUCGUUUGUUCCUUCAGGUGUUCCGCUGGAAUUCGUCCGUCCACUAUCAGAUGUGCUUUUGACAAAGGUGUCUGAUGGACCUGUGAUAUUGGAAUGUGAGCUAUCCCGCGCUCCAAGAGAUAAGGUUCAUUGGCUGAAGGAGGGAAAACCUCUUGGUCGCCUACCUGAUCGCAUCCGCGUUGAGGAUGACGCCAAUGGUACUAUACAACGUUUGGCUUUUCAAUCACUGCAAGAUGACGACCUGGGCGUAUAUACAAUCAAAGUGGAGAAGCUAAGCAGCGAGGCACGUUUGGAUAUGAAAGCGACCAGUGCCGGACCUGUGACCAACUACUACCUCGAAAUGAAGCCGACGGAUGCAACACGAUGGCAAGAUGUGUCCGCUGAUUUCACCAUCACCGAGACGCAUUGUACGUUACCGUCAAAGGGUCUGAAAGAAUUCACGAGCUAUGAGUUUCGCGUGACGGCUGAGAAUAAGGCUGGCAAGAGCAAACCAUCGGAACCGUCUAAUCCAGUGGAAUUGGAUUUGCCUCCGUUGUUUGGUAAAGCUGCUUCGUUUGUUCCUUCAGGUGUUCCGCUGGAAUUCGUCCGUCCACUAUCAGAUGUGCUUUUGACAAAGGUGUCUGAUGGACCUGUGAUAUUGGAAUGUGAGCUAUCCCGCGCUCCAAGAGAUAAGGUUCAUUGGCUGAAGGAGGGAAAACCUCUUGGUCGCCUACCUGAUCGCAUCCGCGUUGAGGAUGACGCCAAUGGUACUAUACAACGUUUGGCUUUUCAAUCACUGCAAGAUGACGACCUGGGCGUAUAUACAAUCAAAGUGGAGAAGCUAAGCAGCGAGGCACGUUUGGAUAUGAAAGUGGCACCAACACUGAAACUUUCCGAGAAGUUCACCGAUAAAAUCAUCCUCAAAGCUGGAGCAUCCACCGUCAUCGAGGUACCGUUCGCCGCCAGUCCAAAACCAACAGUCCAAUGGACAUGGAAGCCGAGAGUGCGUCCUGAUGCCGAACCAGGUGCACCACAAGCUCCUCGAUUCAAACCAGAUGUGGUCUCCGGAAUGACGUCGCUACCACUGGGCAAGGUGAAACGGGAAGACGCUGGUGACUAUGAGGUGGUGAUAAAGAACGAGUUGGGCGAGGUGUCGGUGACGGUGCAGUUGAUAGUGUUGGAUAAGCCAUCUGCACCACGACAACCGGACGUGAGUGAGAACACGGGAGAACGUGUGGUGUUCCAUUGGAUUGAACCGGAAUUCCUCGGUAUCAGUCCGGAUGUCGCUCCAACUGAAGGUAUAACGUACGUCGUGGAGAUGCGCGAGGCAACUCAACGUGUGGGCAAGCCGGUAACGACGACGAAGGAACUGAGUACACCUAUUGAUGGGUUGCAGUUGAACAAAUCGUACAUCUUCAGUGUGGCCGCGAAGAACGAAGUUGGUCAAUCAGAAUUUGUGGAUAGCAAACCGGUGUCAACAAAACUGGAUUACGGACCACCACCCAGCCCGAUCAACGUCAGGGCUGUAGCUAGCCCAGAGAAAGCGCCUAUCGAUCAACAAAGUGUCGAUGUGACGUGGGAACAGCCGACUGACCAAGCGACCAGUGCCGGACCUGUGACCAACUACUACCUCGAAAUGAAGCCGACGGAUGCAACACGAUGGCAAGAUGUGUCCGCUGAUUUCACCAUCACCGAGACGCAUUGUACGUUACCGUCAAAGGGUCUGAAAGAAUUCACGAGCUAUGAGUUUCGCGUGACGGCUGAGAAUAAGGCUGGCAAGAGCAAACCAUCGGAACCGUCUAAUCCAGUGGAAUUGGGUGAGUUGUGUUUUCAGUUCACUAUGUCCAAAUGGACUGUACGUCCGGUUUAUUUAUUCUCCUCUUCUAGGUCGCAUUUGGGAAUGUCCUAUUAUACCAAUUUCCUUGCUCAUCUAGGCAUUCCGCUGGAAUUCAUUCGUCCACUCAACGACUUUGUUCUCACUGAGCCGACGGGUGAACCAAUCGUGUUAGAAUGCGAGUUAUCACGUGCUCCCAAAGAGAAAGUUCAAUGGUUGAAGGACGGAAAACCAUUGCUUCGUCUUCCUCCCCAUGUUCGUGUGGAACAAGAUAAGAAAGGAGCGGUCCAUCGAUUGGUGUUCCAACUGUUGCAGGAUGAGGAUUUGGGCAUGUAUUCAAUCAAAGCUGAUCACUUGACCAGUGAAGCACGAGUAGACAUGAAGGCACAGAUCUUCAGCGACUCUCAACUUUACUUGAUCGAUUUGCAUAACUAUACCCCUGAACCUCUACCAUACACAGUUGCACCAGUUCUGAAACUGUCCGAGAAGUUCACCGAUAAAAUCAUCCUCAAAGCUGGAGCAUCCACCGUCAUCGAGGUACCGUUCGCCGCCAGUCCAAAACCAACAGUCCAAUGGACAUGGAAGCCGAGACUGCGUCCUGAUGCCGAACCAGGUGCACCACAAGCUCCUCGAUUCAAACCAGAUGUGGUCUCCGGAAUGACGUCGCUACCACUGGGCAAGGUGAAACGGGAAGACGUGGCACCAACACUGAAACUUUCCGAGAAGUUCACCGAUAAAAUCAUCCUCAAAGCUGGAGCAUCCACCGUCAUCGAGGUACCGUUCGCCGCCAGUCCAAAACCAACAGUCCAAUGGACAUGGAAGCCGAGACUGCGUCCUGAUGCCGAACCAGGUGCACCACAAGCUUCUCGAUUCAAACCAGAUGUGGUCUCCGGAAUGACGUCGCUACCACUGGGCAAGGUGAAACGGGAAGACGCUGGUGACUAUGAGGUGGUGAUAAAGAACGAGUUGGGCGAGGUGUCGGUGACGGUGCAGUUGAUAGUGUUGGAUAAGCCAUCUGCACCACGACAACCGGACGUGAGUGAGAACACGGGAGAACGUGUGGUGUUCCAUUGGAUUGAACCGGAAUUCCUCGGUAUCAGUCCGGAUGUCGCUCCAACUGAAGGUAUAACGUACGUCGUGGAGAUGCGCGAGGCAACUCAACGUGUGGGCAAGCCGGUAACGACGACGAAGGAACUGAGUACGCCUAUUGAUGGGUUGCAGUUGAACAAAUCCUACGUCUUCAGUGUGGCCGCGAAGAACGAAGUUGGUCAAUCAGACUUUGUGGAUAGCAAGCCAGUGUCAACCAAGCUCGAAUAUGGACCGCCAGCAACUCCGAUCAAAGUGAGAGCUACUGUCAACCCAGAAAAGGCGCCAAUAACUGAACAAAGCAUUGACCUCACAUGGGAUGAACCCACCGAUCAACCGAGUGGUGCGGGGCCUGUAACGAACUACUACAUCGAGAUGAAACCGACCGAUUCAAAUCGAUGGCUAGAUGUGACCGCUGAUUUCACCAUCACCGAGCCGCACUGCACCUUACCAUCAAAGGGUAUGAAAGAAUUCGCGAGCUAUGAAUUCCGUGUGACAGCUGAGAACAAGGCGGGUAAAAGCAAGCCGUCAGAACCAUCGAAUGCAGUAGAACUAGGUAUUCCAUUGGAAUUCGUUCGUCCACUGAAUGAGAUCGCCCUCACCGAGCUCACUAAUGAACCAGUCGUCUUGGAAUGCCAGUUAUCACGUGCUCCGAAAGAGAAAGUUCAAUGGUUGAAGGACGGAAAGCCAUUAAGCCGUCUUCCUGCUCGCGUUCGUGUUGAAGAAGAUGAGAAGGGAACCGUGCAUCGAUUGGUCUUCCAGCCACUGGAGGAUGAAGAUCUUGGCACGUACACAAUCAAGGCAGAGAAACUGAGCAGCGAGGGAAGGGUAGACAUGAAACUCGCCCCAACUCUGAAGCUUUCCGAGAAAUUCACCGAUAAACUCAUACUCAAAGCUGGAGCAUCCGCCGUCCUUGAGAUACCGUUCGCCGCCAGUCCUAAACCAACAGUCCAGUGGUCAUGGAAACCAAGACUGCGCCCCGAUGCCGAACCCGGUGCAACACAGACACCGCGAUUUACGCCAGACAUCGUCUCCGGUAUGACAUCUUUACCGCUGGGGAAGGUGAAACGCGAAGAUGCUGGUGACUACGUGGUAGUGAUUAAGAACGAGUUGGGCGAAGUUUCUGUGACAGUGCAGUUAAUCGUGCUAGACAAGCCAUCACCACCUCGGCAGCCUGAAGUGACCGAGAACACUGGUGAGCGUGUUGUAUUUCAGUGGCUUGAACCGGAAUUCCUCGGCCUCAGUCCAGAUGUGUCACCCACGGACGCAGUAACUUACGUAGUCGAAAUGCGCGAGUCAACACAGCGUGUGGGUAAGCCAGUGACCACGACGAAGAAAUUACAAACGUCAAUUGAAGGAUUGCAGCUGAAUAAAUCGUACAUUUUCAGCGUGGCCGCGAAGAACGAAGUUGGUCAGUCCGACUUUGCGGAUAGCAAACCAGUUUCAACUACCUUAGACUAUGGACCACCUUCGAGUCCCAAAAACGUGAAAGCUGUUGUUAACCCGGCCAAAGCUCCGGUGUCCGAUCAGACGAUUGAUCUCACCUGGGACGAACCGAGUGACAAAGCGGUUGGGCCCGUGACCAACUACACCCUCGAACUGAAACCGACCGACUCUACUCGGUGGCAAGACGUGUCCGGCGAAUUCACGAUAACCGAGCCACAUUGCACACUGCCAUCCAAAGGCAUGAAGGAGUUCAUCAGCUAUGAAUUUCGUGUGACAGCUGAGAACAAGGCCGGAAAGAGUAAGCCGUCGGAACCGUCCAACCCAGUAGAGUUAGGACAUGUAAUUCCGCGAAUGUUCAGUUGUUAUCCGUCCCUUUUCAUACAUCGUUUUUCUAGCUAUGAAUUUCGUGUGACAGCUGAGAACAAGGCCGGAAAGAGUAAGCCGUCGGAACCGUCCAACCCAGUAGAGUUAGGAAUCCCGCUGGAAUUCAUCCGUCCACUUACUGACGUGUCUGUGACAGAACUGACCGGGGAACCGAUUAUAUUGGAAUGUGAAUUGUCACGCGCUCCUCGGGAAAAAGUCCAGUGGCUGAAGGAUGGUAAACCACUAGGUCGUCUUCCAGACCGUGUCAGUCUUGAAGAAGGUUCGAAAGGUACCGUACAUCGUUUGGUGUUCCAGCAGUUGCACGAUGAAGACCUCGGGGUCUAUACAAUCCAGGCUGAGAAGCUGAGUAGUGAGGGUCGGAUAGAUAUGAAGUUGGCACCAACUUUGAAACUUUCCGAGAAGUUCACCGAUAAAAUCAUCCUCAAAGCUGGAGCAUCCACCGUCAUCGAGGUACCGUUCGCCGCCAGUCCAAAACCAACAGUCCAAUGGACAUGGAAGCCGAGAGUGCGUCCUGAUGCCGAACCAGGUGCACCACAAGCUCCUCGAUUCAAACCAGAUGUGGUCUCCGGAAUGACGUCGCUACCACUGGGCAAGGUGAAACGGGAAGACGCUGGUGACUAUGAGGUGGUGAUAAAGAACGAGUUGGGCGAGGUGUCGGUGACGGUGCAGUUGAUAGUGUUGGAUAAGCCAUCUGCACCACGACAACCGGACGUGAGUGAGAACACGGGAGAACGUGUGGUGUUCCAUUGGAUUGAACCGGAAUUCCUCGGUAUCAGUCCGGAUGUCGCUCCAACUGAAGGUAUAACGUACGUCGUGGAGAUGCGCGAGGCAACUCAACGUGUGGGCAAGCCGGUAACGACGACGAAGGAAUUGAGUACGCCUAUUGAUGGGUUGCAGUUGAACAAAUCCUACAUCUUCAGUGUGGCCGCAAAGAAUGAGGUUGGCAAGUCGGACUUUGUCGACACGAAACCUAUUUCGACAAAACUUGAUUAUGGCCCCCCAAGCCCACCUACGAAUGUGUGCGCAGCUGUGUCCCCUGAAAACAUCUCCAUCAAGCAACAACAAAUCAAUGUGUCCUGGACUCCUGAUGAAACUCAGCCGUCUGCCACACCAGUACUCUACUACAUCGUGGAGAUGAGGGCUGUAGGUGACCGGUCGUGGAGUUCACCUGGCCUCAACUCUGACAAAGUCGAGGGACUCAAUUUUGUUGUUGACUGUAGCCGUCUAAAGGAGGAGCAACCUUACGAAUUCCAGGUCACGGGGGUGAAUAAAGCUGGCAAAAGUCAACCUUCGAACCCUUCAAAUCCUGUUGUAUUGGGUUGUCCACUCAAGUUCAUUCGUCCACUUCAAGACGUUAUCAUUCAAGAGUACACGGGUCAGCCUGUUGUGUUAGAGUGUGAGGUGUCACGUGAGCCAAGAGAACCAGUGACCUGGUCGAGAGAUCGUAAACCACUUUUGGUGCGCGCAAAAGCUGAUGACUAUCGUAUCGAAUCAGACAAGCAGGACACAGUGCACCGCAUUGUUCUACCCUUCCUAACUGAAGAAUUCAUGGGAACGUACAAAAUUGAUGUGGAAAAACUCAGUUCGGAAGCCAACGUUGAAUUCAAAAUAUCGCCGACGCUACGCCUGUCAGAGACGUUCAGUGAUAAACUAAUACUGAAGGUCGGUGCUUCAUCCACAAUAGAGAUCCCAUUCGUAGCAGUCCCAAAACCGACAGUCGAAUGGACAUGCACACUGAUAUCGGCCAAACGAGGCGACCAGAAACCACGGUUCAGAGAUGAAACCAACAUGUCUAUGACGCGGCUGAACCUGAAUAAAGUACAAAUGGAAGAUGCCGGAGACUAUCGCGUGGUAAUUCGGAACAGACUGGGAGAGGUAACUGCCAAAGUGAAGUUGAUUGUGCAGGACAAGCCGUCCCCACCUCGUAACUUAUUGCCAAAAGAUGUGACAGAGAAUUCGCUUGUACUCACGUGGGAGGCUCCGGAACAGCUUGGCGGAGCUGAAGGUGUAGUGGAAUACGUGGUUGAAUUCCGUGAAGCGUCGACACGUUCAACUAAAUCAGUUGGCACUACACCGGACAUGGCGAUGCCGGUUACCAAAGGAUUGACUGUUGGCAAAUCGUACAUAUUUUCUGUAGCCUGCAAGACCGAGGUGGGACAGUCGGACUUUGUGGAAACCCAGCCGAUUCUUAUGAAAUUAAGCUACGAUGUUCCAUCGGCACCGACCAAUGUCCGUGCGUCUGUCAGUCCAACUCGUGCUGAACCGGAAGUACAAAGUGUUCAUCUGAGUUGGGACAGUCCACCAGUCGCGGAUUCGGCACCGGCUGAAUCACGUCCAUCGCAUUAUCUGGUUGAGAUGCGAGUUGCUGGUGGACGAACAUGGCAGCCAGUGGCCAAAUCCCAGACAAUCACAAAUCCCGAACUGACGUUCCUGGCAAAAGAGGAAUCAAUGAGUCCUGAGAAACUUUACGAAUUCAGAGUCGCUGCUGUGAACAAAGCUGGAACCAGUGAACCAUCCAGCCCAUCAAAUCAGAUUGAACUUGGCGUUGCGCUGGAAUUCGAAAGACCAUUAGAGGAUCUUGUGAUCGUUGAAGUGAAACCAACUCCCUAUCGGUUGGACUGCGAGUUGUCGCGCAAUCCAAGGACAGCUGUAUCAUGGACUAAGGACAAGAAGCCCUUCACCAUUCCUCCAAAUGAGACUAGAGUCCGCUUUGUGAAUGAGGGUACACUUCAAGGAAUUGUGUUCGAACGUAUCACGGACGCAGAUGUGGGUGAAUAUGCCAUCCAGGUUGAGCAUCUAUCGGGCCAGGCCAAAGUGGAAAUCAAAGCUCCUCCAGCAGUGCUAUUUUCUGAAGAUUUCCAAGAUCGGAUCAUACUCAAGGCUGGUUCGUCCAAAAUACUCGAAGUUCCGUUUGUCUCGACACCGAAACCCCAGGUCGAUUGGACGUGGGCAUCAAGUUCAAACCCAACACAGGAACAACGGCCCCGAUUCAAGCCAGAUAUCGUAGCCGGAUUGACGACGCUUCCACUUAGUCGUGUUCGUCGUGAGGAUAGCGGUGCAUACAAGGUUACUAUUAAGAACGAAUUAGGGCAGAUCUCACAAGUGACUCAUGUCACCGUUAUUGACAAACCGUCAGCGCCUAGAAAACCCCGAGUCACUGAGAACAAUGGAGAGACUGUCGUCUUUGAAUGGAACCCACCGGAAGACCUUGGUGGAUGUGAUAGUCCCUUGGAGUAUGUUGUGAGUGUACGUGAUGCGAGUAAACGAGGAACUCAAGCAACGAUCGUGGCUACGGUCACUGACCUUAAGCACACAAUCGAAGGGCUACAAGUUGGUAAAGACUAUGUAUUUUCUGUCUUGGCCAGGAACGAAGUUGGAGAUUCACAAGCUGCAGAAACUCAGCCAGUUACAGCGAAAUUCGCCUUCGAUGUACCGGAAGCUCCCGGGAAACCGACUGUGACAGUAAAAGAAACUGGGAAGAUUGCUCUGCACUGGACAGCUCCUUCAUCUGAUGGUGGAUCCCCAAUUGUUGCGUACGAGAUUGAAAGUUUGCCAACCCGCAUACCUGUCCCAGGUCAACGCCGCACUUCAUCCGUUGGAGUGAAACCAAAGUUUUCUACGGUGACAAGAGGAAUCCAGUUCGCGCCAGACGCGCAACCAGAAGCGGAAAUCGAAGGUUUAUCCCCUGAUAUGCAGUAUGAGUUCCGAGUUCGAGCUGUGAACAAGGCGGGUCCUGGAAGUUUCAGCCAGCCCAGUGACUCUUGUGUACCUUUAGUCAAAGGUCCUCGCGUACCUAACAAACCAGGAACACCGUCCGCAGAGGCUCUAAGUGAUUCCAGUGUCAAAGUUUCCUGGAUUCCUGUGACUGAAACAGAAGAUUUUGGCCCGGCUGACGCAUAUCAAGUAGAACUGGACGAGGAUGGAGAAGGUGACUGGAAAGUUGUUGGGACAACCACCACACCAGAUGCGUGCGAAUUUGUGGCGCAUAAACUGGAUAAUUCGAAGCGCUACCUGUUCCGAGUACGAGGUGUGAAUAAGGAAGGGGUUGGAGAACCGUCCAAGCCUUCCAAUCAGAUUUACCUGAAGAAAGACGCGCCACUUGCAAUUACAAAAGAGCUCGAAUCAGUCCUGGCUGAUUCCCUCCCGGAAGUGGUGUCCUUCGAAUGUGGUAUCUCAAAAGCAGCCCAAAAAGUCCAAUGGUUCCACAACGGCAAGCGUUUGGAUGCUGCCCAGAUACGUAAAUACAGGAUUACAGAUGACGUCCUAUCUCAGCGACUUGAAAUCCUCAAGGUCACGCCAGAGGAUAUUGGUGAAUACUCAAUCAAAGUGGACAAACUUGAAUCGAAGGCUACGUUUGCCUUAGAACUUGCUCCACGGCUGUGCCUCCCGGAGAAUUUCGAAGACACUAUUGUUCUCAAUCAGGGUGCUAGCCGCACCGUUGAGAUUCCCUUCAUGGCUGCUCCUAAGGUUGAUCAGAUUGACUGGUAUUGGAACGGAAAUCCUAUACUUCCGGAUGGAAACAAACGUGCUGUGCCUCGCAAUGAUAUGCUGGGUAAAGCAGCAAUCGUGUUCACAAAGGUGGAACGCACAGAUGCUGGAAUGUAUGAGGCGGUAAUUAGGAACAAAUUUGGAGAGGCCAAGGCGUUGCUCACACUGAAAGUAUUAUCAGGCCCUGGUCCCGUGCGUGCACUUGAGGCCAACGUGGAAUCAGCGACAGAACUAGUACUGCUCUGGAAGCCACCGGCAGAGGGUGACGAUGGUGGAAGUCCUGUGACAUCGUAUCGGGUUGAACAGCGGUUGGUUGCACCUGCUCCUGGUGCCACUGCAAGGAGUUAUGCCCGUGAGUGGAGUUUAGUCACCACUGUGGAUGCGUCGUCAAAGAUCCCCGAGGACGAUAUGUUUGUUUGUCGUUUGGAUAAACUGAUUCCUGAAACUACUUACUCUUUCGGAGUGAGUGCCGUGAAUGCGAUCGAUACUGGCGUACGAACAGAAACGCUCGAAGGCAUUUUCAUGAAAUGUCCACAUGAUAAGCCAGAAAGUCCCACGGACAUUCGUGCAAAACCGUUGGAUAUGCACACCGUUCAGCUAGAGUACACUCUUCCAAAGACCUCGGACGCUGCGCCCAUCACCGAAAUCUUGCUGGAAUAUCGUCCCAAGGGGCAAUCGAGGUGGGUUUCUCAUGAAAAACUUAAUGGUUUGCUGAAUCUGUGGUUUUCCCUGACUGUUCCGGUCGCCAACACAGCAACAAUUUCCAAACUGGAGCCUGGGACCGAGUAUGAGUUUCGUGUGUCGUGCUCAAACGUUGCUGGUGCUGGCCAACCUUCAAGGGUUGUGAAAGCACAGACAAUGGAAGCUCCAAAACCACCUGGGCCACCAAAACUAUUCGAAGUUUUACCUGCUGCUUUGGAUCAAUUGAUUGUCAAAUGGAAGGCCCCCGAAGAAGACGGCGGAGCUCCCGUCACGGCGUAUGAGAUCGAGAUCACCGACGCCACAGGACUAGAGCUAUGGAAUCCGGUCCACACGCAUCCCGUAAGCCGAACAGACAGCGAGCCUUUCGAAGCAACCAUUGGGAAACUGGACGAUACGAAGACAUAUAAGGUUCGCGUGGUUGCGACAAACAGCAUUGGUCGAGGUGAACCAUCAAUUCCUUCCAAAUCGGUCGCCCCAGGUGAAGAAGUUGGGAUCGUUCGUCCAUUGACCGACAUAUAUUAUGAUCAAAUCCCUGGCACUGGAGUUAGUGCGGAUCUAGAAUGCGAACUAACACACCCGAAUUGCCGCGUUCAGUGGUUACGCGGAGGAAGACCAAUUCAAUUAGGACGAAAGUAUGACUUCACUCCAGAAGGAUGUGUUUACCGUUUAAGCAUCCGAGAUAUCACGGUGGACGAUUUCGACGUAUACCAGUUGACGUACAAGAAACUAAAAACGGAAGCGUCGGUCGGGGCCAAAAUUCCUCCGGCCUUAAGGGAAGAUGUGGAAAUGAGUAGUAUGCGUCAAGUUCCUGUUGGUUCUAACUUCGUACUUGAAGUCCCCUUCAAAGCCUACCCCAAGCCAACCGUCAGAUGGCUUGCACAAGGUGUUACCGUAACCGACUCUACCAAACGCUAUCGUGUUGACACCGUGGCCGGGCUUACCUCAUUGUCCAUCCAACGGGUCCAACGGGAUGAUGAAGGCGAAUUAUGCGUUCUGAUUGAAAACGAACAUGGUAAACUUACGUGGAAAUGUAACCUGGCGGUUCUGGACAAGCCCGGGCCAGUUGAACGACUAACAGCUGAUGUGGCCGCGUCGAACACUGAGAUACUUGUCAGCUGGAAGCCACCGCGAGGCGAUGGAAGCAGUCCACUGUUGAGGUACGAAUUGGAGUUUCGAAACCCGAAGCGACGUGUAUGGCAGUUGGUGAAAACCGGUCCACAAGACGAUGACGAUGUGCUCUGCAUUCCACCAGAUACGCUAGAGUUCGCCUUACCUUCGAGUGACAAAGAGACCGCAAACUCAUUAGCCAGUGGGACAGAGUAUCUGUUCCGCGUGGUUGCGGUGAAUGCUGUCGGCAAGAGUGAACCCGUCGAAACCCGAACACCGAUCAAAGCUCCGUACAGACCAAAACCGCCAAAGCUGAAAUAUGACGUACUGCUGGAAACAUCACGUCUUAACGCCGGUCAGAAGCAUUUCAUCCCCGUCACUGUGGAAGGCACGCCAGUGCCCAAGGUAACAUGGUUGUUUACACCGGACGAGAAGGCAGCUCAGCCGAGUGAAGUAUUGCCUCAAGAAGUCCAAGCUGAUGUCGGUACGGCUGAGAAGGAUAAACCCAACAAGGUCUCGCUGAACAUCAAAAAAGCUACUCGCAAGGUUCAAGGAGUGUACACCAUUGUGGCUACAAAUAGCGGAGGGGAAGCACGCGCACAGUUCCAAGUAUCAGUUUCUGAUGUUCCUUCUGCACCACUUAAUUUGACCGCUGCGUGCUCGAGUAAAACCUCUGUGCGCCUUACUUGGUCGCCCCCGGCGGACACCGGAGGUCAGAAACUCACCAACUACGUGGUCGAACAGGCUGAGACACAAAACGCUUAUGCGAGUCCAUCUGAUGUAGCACUUUGGCAGCCCGUCAGCAGUAGCCUACCUGUCACAGAGGUGACCGAUAGUGAAAAUGUGUGCACUUACGAGGUCUCCCGAUUGACUACAGGAAAGCGCAUGUUCUUCCGCGUGGCAGCGCAGAAUAAACUCGGAGUUGGAGCUUUCGCCAGCAUUCCUGAGCCUAUCCAAGUGGUCUCACCACACAAUCUCCCUGGACCUCCUCGAAACCUUCGUGCUGUGGCAGACAAGGACGGACAGGUUUUGCUUGAAUGGAGUACACCACAGAGUGAUGGCGGAUCAAAGAUUAUCAACUACGUGGUCGAAAAGAGCACUGCAGCAAGUGGUGCUCCGUGGGCUGAGGUACCUUUGCCAGACUCGGCUGAAACUGAGCGUGUUUUGAAACAUCUCAAAGAGGGCGAAUGUUUCCUUCGUGUAUCAGCCGUAAACGAGGCUGGAAGAGGUUCUGCAUCAAACAUUGCGGAAGUGACAGUGAAGAAGGUUGCAGCUGAACCUAGUGCUCCAGGUCAGCCUACCGUGGAGGUGGUAUCCGAUGGGUGUGUUCAACUUCGGUGGGCUCUUCCGUUGGAUGAAGGUCAGGGUGGUCCGAUCAAGGGUUAUGAAAUUCAGGUGUGCGAAGUGGGGUCGACAAAGUGGCGACCGCUAACGGAUAAACUCUGUCCCUUUAACGAGAUACGUCUUGAUGGUCUUGGAACGGACAAAGACCUGAUGUUCCGUGUGGUGGCCGUCAAUCAAGCUGGAAGGAGUGCUCCGUCGGAAAGCAGUCGUCCAAUACGUUUAGAAAUCGACGUCAAGUUCAUUCGACAUCUUGAGCCAAUCACCAUUACCGAGUUACCUGCGGAUGCUGUGUUCGAGUGCGAACUUUCACGACCUGGUAUGAACCUGAUCUGGUCCAAGGAUGGUAGAGACCUUAGUCUGUCCACACGGUGUGUUUACGACGUUACGGGAGUCGGAGACAAGGCGUUCUGUGUUCAUCGACUAACUCUAGUCAAACUGGGUCCUUCUGAGCAAGGUCAUUACGCAGCCCGUCUCCCGACUGGCGUGAAAUCUGAAGCGGACUUAGUAAUUGAAUGUCCUCCACGAAUCAUGUAUGACGCAUCCAAAGAUAUUGAAUUAAUUGCUGGAAAGAGUAGCGUUAUUGAGGUUCCUUAUUCUGGUGCGCCGGUACCCGACGUCAACUGGUCAUUCAACUCCGGGCCACUGCCUGUAGGACCGGUUAAGGAAAGUCCUAUGGCGAGUGUGGACACAGUCUACGGGCUGACUUGCCUUCGUCUACGUCAAGUGAACCGCGAGGCAUCUGGGUCUUACAAACUCGUGGUGAGUAACGAACUGGGCAAAGCAACCCUGGAACUCAAAGUUUCUGUGCUUGACCGUCCUGGACCUGUUAGACGUCUCCGUUGCGCCGUAGAUGACACACAACCCAGUGCUGCUAUUGUAGCUUGGGAAGAACCAAAAGAUGCAGGUGGUUCACCUAUUACCGGAUACAUUGUGGAGAAGCGUGAGGCAAACAAGCGAAGCUGGACCUCUCUUGGGCCAGCUGAACCUGGCUUGAAUCGUGUAGCGACCGGACUAACGCCAAACACCGCCUACUUUUUCCGUGUCAUGGCCCAGAAUGCUUCUGGUUGUUCAGAACCGACUGAGACUGAGACCCCCCUGGUGAUACCGUCCAAAACAAAACCACCGUCUGCCCCAGGGAGUCCUGAAGUUAAUGAUGUCGGCACCAACUCGUGUCGAGUGAGCUGGCAGCCUCCCAGUUCGGAUGGAGGAGCGCGAUUGGCUUUCUACCACUUGGAGAAACGGGCCAAUCAGAAAGGCAACUGGGUCCGUGCGACAGAUGGCAAGCUAUCCAUACCGGAGUCUCAGGUUGCAGCUCCGUAUAGCAUCAACGUAAUGGGUCUAGUACCUGACAAUGUUUAUGAAUUUCGCGUGGCAGCGGAAAACGCUGACAGUCUGGUCAGCGAUUUCUCCACACCGAGUCACCGCAUUUCCACUCAAGCACCGUUCUCGUUACCCGGGAAGCCAUCUCGACCAGAGCUGAAAAAUGUGACUGAAAAGUCAGCUACGUUGAACUGGAAAGCUCCUUACGACGACGGUGGUGAUACCAUCAAACGCUAUAUCGUGCAAUACAAGAUCCUCUCAUCUGCCCACUGGGAAACUGUGGGUGAAGAACCGGUUGACGUGGAGUUUACCAUCAGACAUCUGCAACCUGAUCAAGAGUAUGAAUUUCGAGUGGCAGCCGUGAACGCUGCUGGACAAGGUCCUUGGUCAGACUCAUCAGAACCAUGCGUUCCCGCGAAAGUUGUUGAAUCAGCGAAGCCAAACUUGGUCACUCCCCUUGCAAACGCUAACGUACAAGUUGGCGAAUCUGUUGAACUGGAGUGUGAAUUUAAGUUGGGUGAGCCAAAGGGUGAAGUGACUUGGUUCAAGGACGGUAAACCAAUUCGAAGUCAAGUCAAGUAUUCUACUAGCCCGGCCUGGGAACGUCGAGCUUCCCUCAAAGUGAGCCGAGCAAAACUAGAGGACGCGGGAGUGUUCACUUGUCGCGCAACGAACACUGUGGGGACAGCCGAAACAUCGUGCCGCCUAACUGUCUGCCAGAAACCUACACUGACUCUAGAACUGGAUAAGGGAUCAUCUAGUCAAGUCACAUCUGCUCCAGGCAAGAAUGAAGUGCUCGCUGGACGUGUCGGUGGCAGACUGGUAGUUAAAGCAACUUGCGAAGCAGUGCCCGAAUGUGAGCCAAUGACUUGGUUUAUCAAGGGUAACCGCGUCGAGUCUGAAUUAACUCCUGACUUGCGUUCUCGAGUAACAAUCAAUCAACCGGCAUCAACCACGAGUCGAACAGCCUCGACACCCACAGUACAAGAAGCGUACCUUACAAUCAGCGAUCUACAGUUACAGGACAGUGGCGAUAUCGGAGUUGGACCUUAUGACGACCGGCUAAGGGUGCGCAACUGUGUGCCUCAAAUGGUGUAUUCCUUCCGUGUCUCAGCACAGAACGAUAUUGGAACGAGUGAUGCAACAGAAAUAGAAUCGCCUCACCAUAUGAAGCCACUGACAGAUGUACCCUCACCACCCACGAAUGUGGCUGUCGAUCGCACAUCGGCGCGUGACGCAACAGUUCGCUGGAAUGCUCCGCUUGAAACGGGCGGGGAUGUACUUCAGGGUUAUUUGGUAGAAAUACGUGAAUCGCCAGAUCCGAGUUCAGCACCAGCCUCUCAAUGGACUCACGUAUCCCUCGUUCGAUCUGGAACUACUUAUCGUGCAAACGAUCUGCAUCCAAAUAUGGUUGUGCAAUUCCGCGUGAAGGCACGCAAUGCAGUUGGGUUCAGCGAACCAUCCGAACCAUCCGAUUGGGUGCCACCUGUUGCCAAAGAACCUGAUGAAUCAGAACGAGCUGGACGGCGUCGCGAACCCACUGAUCGCGAGAAACAUCUGGACAAAGGUCGACCGGAUGAACAAAGAGAUAUCUUAGCAGAAAUGGCUGCGUUACGAGAGGCUGCCAAGCCGAAGAGGGAUGUUACGGGCAAGUUAUUUCUGUAUGCUCCUGUUCUGAAGCUGUUAACGGGAGACGAAUAUCGUCUCCGACCCGCCAACAAUCUGCGUGUCGGAGCUCACGUGACCUACUCCACACGUGCCACCGUGAGUCUUCUGACUGGUAGCGGCCAACCUCUAACUGGAUCUGUGCUUGGUCGGUGCCGUGUAGAACAAUUCGGUGAUGAUUUCUAUAUCAAUCUUCGUAAUGUGGAUGUCAGUGAUGCCGGAAACUAUAUGAUACGCGCUGAGAACUCGGCCGGGGCAAGCAGUGCGGUGAUUCGCCUGUUUGUGAGUACCGAACCACUUCCACCUACUGGGCCACUUUCUGUCAAAGUGGUCGAACCUGUGAAGGGCCACACACAAGGUGCAACUGUUGAACUCUCAUGGAAUCCGUCCCCUCUACGUCCUGGCGAAAGCACAGAAUAUGCGGAACCCGUACUGGGUUAUGUAGUUGAAAGACGUGAUGGACAAAGACGCACUCAUUUUGGCUGUCCUAUACGUCUGGAGGGAGCGAAAACUUUGUCAACUCGAGUCACUGACCUUAAACCGGGUAUUGAGUAUGUGUUCCGUGUCUCUUCGCACAACGCUGUUGGUCCCAGUGAACCGCUCUUGUCCGAACCAAUAGUGUUGAAAACACCAUUCGGCGUACCUGAUGCUCCAGUUGGUCCACUGAAUUGCUCCGACAUCACAGAUUCCUCGCUCACUUUGAAGUGGCAACCUCCUCUUGAGGAUGGCGGUCUUCCACUCAAACGUUAUCAGCUGGAAAUAAAAGAUGUUGGCCAUCCGGCUGGUUGGGUUCCUUUGACAUCCGUGCCUGAGAACGUGCUAAGCUACGUAGUCAGUGGUUUGCAACCGGGUUUCGCCUAUCGGUUCCGCGUUCGGGCAGUUAAUGAUGAAGGUCCUGGUGAAUGGUUGGAAACGGAGAAGUCCAUCCCGUUUUGUCGACCAACGACCAAUCCUUCUGAGCCGGUAGCACCUCUCCGACUGCUUCCUGACGGUGACAAUGCGGUGCGGCUGAGUUGGCGUCCUCCGUUGGACGAUGGUGGUGCGCCCAUUAAGGACUAUAUCGUUGAAGUCUGUCUUGAUCAGUCUAGUGACCAUUGGAAGCCAGUCGGUACAACAGACGGUUUGAGCAAACGGGUCGAUGGUCUCCUUCCUGAUGGCGUGUACAGUUUCCGCGUAUCCGCUCGCAACGAGGCGGAGAAGGUCAGCAUUCCAUUGUAUUCCGAAAUUUACAAACCGGCGUCCCCUGUUGCACCGCCUGGGGCUCCAGUCGGGCCACUUGUAGCUCGCAGUAUCGGAAUUGGACAAAUUCAGCUAGACUGGAAGUCUCCACAGGUUGGUGGUCCGCAUGGAUAUGGUGUACCGGAGGAAUAUUUGAUUGAACGUUACGACUCAAAGAGAGCGCGUUGGGCAUAUGUUGCUCGGCAACCAGUCAGUGAUGGAACGAGUAUUGUGGUCACGGGUCUACAAUCUGGUGGAGAAUACCGCUUCCGUGUGCGUGCAGAAAAUCGCGCCGGAGCAGGUCCAGCCUUGGAGAUGGAAAAGCCAGUAAUUGCCACAAGUCCAUUCAGUCCUCCCGGUGCACCAGUUGGCCCCAUCAAUAUAUCAGAGGUACAGAAAGGUCCAAGCAAAUCUGACGGCUCGGUGCGGUUGUCAUGGCGGCCUCCCGCUGACACCGGUGGACUUCCAGUCCAACGGUAUGUUACACAAAUGCGUUAUGCAAACACGCCUGGAUGGCACCGGAUUGGUCGAAGGCAGGCCAGUUUAGAUGAGGCACAGCAGCUUGAUGACGAACUGGCUGUGCCGACUACGACACUGGCAACGAGCCUGAUGCAAGGACAGCGUUAUGUUUUUCGAGUUGCCGCUGUUAAUGCUGCAGGGACUGGUCCUUUCCUGGAGUCGGAUGUCUUCGAAAUGCCUGAAGACGAAAGCUGCAGACCCAAAGCAGACUGGGUUCGAGUUGUGGGGAAGUCCGCAGAUAGCGUCACGGUUGAAUGGCUCGUUCCACAUGACUGUCGCCAUGACCAUGGACCUCAUCGUGCACACCAUCUAGCGAUCGAUAACUUCCGAGUGUUUGUCCGUCCUGCAACACCAGCAGGAGCACCGGAGGCUCCGUGGAAACGAGUGGCCGAUUUGGACCACUAUAUGAAUCGUUUGGUUGUUGGAGAUUUGCGUCAGGACCGUAGUUACUACUUCGGAGUAGCUGCUGUAAAUCAGGCUGGUCAAGGGGAUAUCGUUUCCACCAAAGAACCAGUAUCUCCCGAGGUGAUCACCACGGUCCCCAGUCAGCCCGUCGGUCCACUUCGUGCCCAUGAUAUCACAGAUGUUGGGUGUACACUCACUUGGUCAAGUCCAGUAAGCGAUGGAGGAAGUCCAUUGUUGGGCUAUCGAAUCUACAAGCGUGAAAUGUAUCGCCGAAGCUGGCAAGAAAUUGGCCGACUAACUGAAACACCUGGUUUGCCGACCGCUAAGCAGCUGUCAUUUGCAGUUCAAUAUCUGAUGCAGGCAACGAGCUACGAAUUCCGUGUUGUGGCUGAGAAUAAGAAUGGUCUUUCCGAACCACUAGACACACAUGUGAAUAUUCAUCCUGCAAAGGCAACCGAUGUUCCAGGCCCUCCGCGAGGACCUUUGAGAGUACGUGAACUGCCGGAAGAAACCGGUACCUUGGAGCUCUCUUGGGCUCCACCCACUGAAAGUGGUGGCUUACCAAUUCUCGGAUACCAAUUAGAGGUUCGCGAAGGUCGUUCAUUUAAUUGGAAACCAUGCCCCUCGGAUUCUCAGCUUGUCGCAGUCGGGCCUGAACACAAACAUCAGCCCUCUCAUAUCGUCUCCGGAAUUCAACCUAACCGAGAAUAUUUCUUCCGUGUGUCCGCGGUAAACAAAGAAGGCAUGGGCCACCCGUUGGUUGCAGAAGACAGUUAUGUAAAACGAUUGAACUUGGCUCCACCAAAGCGUGUUCUUGGCCGCAGACUUCCACAGUCGGAGGAUGAAGCACGAACGGUAAAAUCCAUACUACAAGUUGAAUGGGAAUUACCACGUCCACUAACACACGAACCACAACCAAUUGGUUUCCAAAUCGAAAGACUGGAUAACGACGCACGUUCGGCUAACUGGGAGAUAGUAGACUUUUUGCCCAUCAGCGAUGCUAGUCAAACUUCGUUCGUUCACCAAUCUGUCGCUCCUCGGGGGACUGGUAGCUACAAGUUCCGUGUUUCCACUGUGUAUCCGGAGGGUACCAGUCAACCAGUUAUGACCGGCGUCAUCCUCGCGAGUGCACCAACAUCCAGUCGCCCGGCUUCGGCAGCUUCUCGAGAGGUUCUGCCUUCGGUUCCAUCUGUUCGACUUCUGGAAGAUACUGGGUUGGGUUACGAGUUAGAGUGGGUCCCUCCGAAAGGCCCUGGAGCAGAUGCCAUUCGCGGAUACAGUAUUGAGGAUUGGGAUUCCAGACGACAAAAGUGGCAACCGGUUAUCGACAUUCCAAAAAGUGGACCGCUAAAAGUUUCCGUUGCUGCACCUACUGCACUUGAACCAGAUCAUCGGAUGCGAAUCAUUAGUCGUGGUGAUGUAGGUCGCUCUGUCCCGACUGAGUUUAGCUUGCAACCAUUGGUGGACGAGACACUUCGGAGACCUUCUACUCCCACGUCGGCCAUGGAGUGGAAAACUCUACCCAGCACAACUGGGUAUCCUCUUACAACUCCUCACGCUCCAAAGUCAACUGCAGUUCUACCCAUGAUGGAUGAGAGUGAUUUAGAACUUGCCCUUAUCACAGGGGUGGACACCGGCACAUCGGAAGUUGAGGAUUUCAUCCGUACACGACGUCAAAUGGCCCAAGAUAUGGCCCGUCGUGAUCUAGCAUCAUCCAUGGGACGUCGCAGUGCGAUGAGUCAACGUUCAUUUGAUCAAGAGUUGUUAUGGAGACCAGAAUCUACCAUUGAUCGAAUCCCCUCCAGAGUUAGUACACGUACGCCAACGUACGGUAUCCGAGUGCAAGGCCAGUUGAUCGCUGAAGAACUAACACCAAAUUCCGUUCGACUUAGUUGGUCAGACGAUGCAUUUAGACCAUACGAAGCGAGGAAGCCGGAUUCCUAUGGCAUUGAGAAAUGGGAUACUCGUCAGGGCAAAUGGAUUACCGUGGGGCAGGCUAGGCCCCGAGCUACAGAAUACAUUGUUAAAGGUCUUAUUCCGGAUGACGAAGGGUGGUGGUUCCGAGUAGUCCCACUUGAUCAUGAAGGAAAGUCAUGUGGUAUCCCACUGCAAAUGGAAUCUCCUUUACAUCCGAGACCACGACAUGUUACAAUUCCAUCGUCAGUUUGGGGAGUUGAACUGUCUCCUAUCUAUGCACCAAUCGAAUGGGAACAAGGAACGAUGGAAGUUGCUUGGAUGAAACCCAGUAAUGAUGGUGGGAGCAAUUUGCUGGGAUAUAGACUCAUUGUGUAUGACGCUGACGCACAAGAAGACCGGGAAAUUAUAGUUCCACCGAACCAAACAAACGUACGCAUCACAUCGCUUAACGCUAUGCACGUUCACAGGAUCACGAUUACUGCAUUUAACCGCAUCGGAGAUUCCUUGCCGGUUACUUCCACUGUACCACCACGUCCAGGGACACAAGGAAUGCCACCAACACCUCCACCUCCUGCAGAGUUCCGAGCGGACCUCUUUGGAGAACCAUAUUCUGACCAAUCUGUUUGNUCCACUGUCCCACCACGUACAGGGACACCAGGGAUGCCACCAACACCUCCAACUCCUGCAGAGUUCCGAGCGGACCUCUUUGGAGAACCAUAUUCUGACCAAUCUGUUUGCCAGUUAUCUUGGCGUCCUCCUUCUAGAAUGACUGCCCCUAUUGAUUUUUACUUGAUAGAAAAGUGGGAUUCCCAAUCGAAACAGUGGAUUCCAUUCAAAAAAGUGCCCGAAGGCACCUACAGUAUUGAAAUACCUUACCUACUUGAUGACGUAGAAUACGGCUUUCGUAUACGUUCUCAAAACAUAUCCGGUUUUAGUCAGCCAGUGGCGAUCCAGUCGCGAAUAAGACCCGGACUUGCCAAAGAGCAAGGUCCACACAGAAUGCCGUUGCCACCAGCGAAGCCAUCUGGACCACUGGAGAUGAUACCGACACUGGUACAAGAUGACACUGCGACCCGUCUGCAGACCGCAAUCGAUGCAGCCUAUCGCACGAUCGAAUUGAGGUGGCAGCCAACCUCAAUACGUGAAGACUCGGAGGAUCGUGCUGGGCCGACCAGAGCCUAUGUGAUCGAGGCGCGAAGACGGGAACAAAGGACAUGGGCUCUGCUUUCUCGCGUGCCAGUCACGCAUGGACAACGUGUAAGGAUCAUCUUUGGCCUGGAACCUGAUUUGUGGGAUCGCAGAGUUUCAGCUUCCCUCGGUCGACCAUCUUCAGCCUUGGCCCAGUUACCAGAAUCAGCAUCCGUCGAUACACUCGCUCUCGGUCUCUUAGGUACUCCCUACACUAGUGUCCUAUCCGGUGAACCGAAAGACUAUGAAUUCCGCGUCUUGGCCGAAAACGAAUUUGGACGGAGUGAACCAUUAUAUGCAACUUCGUGGUCGCCAGGUACUGAAAUUCCCAGUCGACUAUCUGAAACUUCGUUCAGACAAGCCCUAACUGAUUUGGAUUAUCCACUUCCGAGACCUCGAGGUCCGAUUUAUUUGACACCACGUGUACUGGUCUCACGGCCCAGUUCCCGCCUUGAAAGCCGUGCACCAGACCGAGAAGAGUUUGAAAUCAGUUGGCAACCUCCCUACGAUACUACGGGUGUCUCAGGUUACGAAGUACUCUAUCGCAGUCCCUAUGCAAAUCGCUGGUAUCCUAUUGGGAAAACCGGGGUGACAGAAACUAGCCUCAUGCUACCCGCUUCAUUAUUGGAAGAGUUCCCUACUAGUAUUCAUGUUGGCAUCCGAACUGUGGGUGAUCAAUUACGAGGAAGUAGUAGAAGACCAACUUCUGAUCGCCUUGAAGAGGUGCUUACCAUUCCAACGGUUUCGAAACAUGGUGUAUCCACGCAUCAUCCACCGACAGUUGCAGUCCCCGUUGCUGACGAGUUGUCAAUACUGAAGCCCACUGAAGUACGAGCCAGUCUCUUUCAGCCAACACCAUCCAUUCGUGGUUCAGAUGAGAUCAUUGUCGAUUGGUCUCCGUCAAGUCUGAGACCUCUUAGUGAACAUGAACGGGUUCGAGAGACAAGACGACCCGAAAAAUACGUGAUAUUUGCCCGAGAAUUAGGGAAAUCUGAGUGGAAAGAGAUUACUCAGGUUCCCGGUUUAACAACUACCACGCAACUACAGCGUUCUGCACUGCCAACAGCGCGUGACAUUUUCCUUGGUGUAGCCCCUACGGUGGGAUCACGAAUAGGUCCAAUUGUAUCCACUCUAGACGCUCUCCGACUACCCAAAGAUGUGGGGGCCACCAGUUUACCUUUCCGUGAGAUGCCGGCAACGAUUUUACCUACUGAGCAGUUUAUUGUUACACCGGAAGGACCAGAUGAAGCGAAAAUACAGUGGAUACCUUCGGCUGAUCUUUUAGCCAAACUAGAUACAUAUCCGAUGGUGGAUUACCAGUUGCAAGUCAGACGACCCGGCGAUCUAACCUGGAGACCAAUUACAGCCGAGAGAACAGGUAUUAGCAGCCGACUUAUAGAAACCCCCAGUCAACCUAGUCUGAUGAACUUCAAGGUUGACCACUUGAAACCUGGUGAACGCUUUGAGAUACGAAUUGCAGCUAGACCUAGUCCCAUGGAGACUUUGAUGCCGAUCACAGAAGUGACCACUUCACGAUUGAUUCCACCCUACGAUAUCCCAUCAAGACCCCGAGGCCCGUUAGUAGCUGAUUUCAUUCGUACCAAAGCACCCGCACAUAUUAGGCCUUCUUCCACACUGGACAGCUUCGAAAUCGACAAAUCCGUUUCCAGUCUACUCGGACGUACAACAUCAAAACUUCCUGAAGAUACUGCAGUUCAGUUGUCUUGGCACGCCCCAGUGGACACUGGCGGGUUACCUGUCACCGAAUAUGUGAUUGAACGUCGCGGUGGCCCAGUUUCUGCUCUUGCGCGUGACUGGGUUCAGGUGCUCACUGUACCAGGCACACAGACUAGAGCACUGGUUCCGUCACCAUGGGUUACGUAUCAAACAUCUACACCAUACUCCUAUCGUGUGAGAGCGGUCAAUCGCAUGGGUGCUAGCAGUCCUUUGGAAACAGCCAGACCCUUACAGAUAGAAGACAUGAGCCCUUCGGCACCCUCCAGCAGACCCUCAUCUCGUGUCACCUACCACCUACAACCACCACUUGCACCCCGGGGUCCACUGCGUUCUGAGCUACUGCCAUACGGUUCCGGUGUUCAACUAGAAUGGUUGCCCCCGCUUCUGGAUGGGUUUGGGGUGGGUGAAACCUAUUCCCACCCAGCAACCUAUGUUAUUGAGGCUGCUGAGGCUGACAAACCAGAUGCUCAAUGGGUUGAACUGGGUCGAGUGCCCGGAACGCUUUCCUCUGCAGUAGUACCUUUGCUUCCGCCUUCUCGGUUCCGAACUGAGUCCGGAGACCGCUUCACCGCUAUUGAAGAUGAAUGGGCCACAUACAAGCCCGCCCCAGUAUUGUAUCGCGUAAGAGCCGAGAAUGAGUUUGGUCUCAGUGCUCCCUUGGUCACUAGAAUUGAACCUGUUCUUGACCGGGACCUUCGCACCCGCUUGCCGCGAUUUCAGCCGGGUCAAUUCAUUGCUCGCGUUAUAUCUGAAACCAGUGUUGAGCAGCCUCCUCAGAUAGAGCUGCGCUGGCCACAGCUGGCGCGCUCCGCGCCUGCUCUGGCAACCCGAAUUGGCCGUCCUGCGUUUGAACCUGCUGUUACAUCAGAUCUUGGUUAUUUGUUAGAAGCUAGACGUGUCGGUGAGUUUGGAUGGCAUCCAAUAGGCACUUUGCCGAUUGGACAAGAAUCAUUUGUCUACCGCCCCACAACAUACGACUACCACGUUCCACGGUCACGUUCUGCUCUAGAUGCAGGCCACUAUAGAGUAGAGCCAACACCAACUGUUCCGCCAUCUUCAGUAGAAGCAUAUCAAUUCCGAGUUGCUCCUAUCACUUCGCGCGAGACUGGCGACUUUCUAGAAUCCGACAUUGUAAGUUGGACUGCGCCGCUACGGAGUGCGACAAAACCCGCAGAUUAUCGCAGAGUUCACACACCGUUACCUGUUGCAAUGCACAUUACUCCACCGAGCUUUAGUGGUCCAGUUUUACCAUCACCAGAACGAUUCCAGCUAGUUGAUAUUUCAGUUGAAAAACCAGUGGAUGGAGUACCCGAAGAUGCCAAUUUCGGAAGUGUUGUGUUGCGCUGGCGUCCACCCAUCGGUAUGCCAUCCACGAUGCGUUCAGCAGCCGAUUUCGUGGUUGAGUCAUGGCGACCGGAUCGUCAACAGUGGUGGCCAGUGGCACGAUGUCCGGCUGCGAUAACUGCGGAAACCGUACCUGGCCGAUAUGAUAUACGAAUCGCAGGGUUGCCCGUAAAUCAACUUUAUCACUUCCGAGUGCUCACCCAGACAACUGAUUCACAAAGCGAACCCGCGCUUCUUCCACAGCCCGUCUGGAUACCAAGAGUUGACGCGGAAAAAAGGGCUAUACCUGAACCACCCAAACGUCUUCGAGUCGCACCCCUGAUUGGAGACUCUCCAGGUGUGUUAUUGACUUGGCUGCCACCAACGACAUUCAGCAUGGAAGACUUCAUACCGUCCACUUUACGUCGUUCCACUGUGGGCUAUUCAGCACCUCCAGCUGGUUAUCUGAUUGAGUAUCAGACGGUUUCGGACAGAACCGGGGAACUUUCAACGUGGAAACAUUUGGCUGAAUUAGAAUCGUGGCAAACGCGAUUUGAAGCGCGUGAUUUAGAACCGGGAAAACAGUACAUUUUCCGUGUCACGUCUAUUGGACAUGGUCCCGACAGAUUGAAAACAUCGAUACUCUCAAGACGUUCAUCCCGUGCAGCGCCCCUACUUAGUGAACCAGUCCAGACCGAACCCUACAAAGUGCCAUCUACAAAACUAUCCACGAUACGCCUAACCGGUGAACUGUUGGUUGAACCAGUCACUCGCUACACCAAGACUCCAUCAGUUUCCUUGACUUGGGUUCCCAGCAAAGAGCCUCUCAGUGGAUACGUUGUUGAUCUCUAUGAUCUCGAUCUACCUACUGGGUGGCAGACAGUGGCGCGUAUCCCAGCCACAGAUUUACAGGCCCCGUUCUCUGGAGUGACUGUCGGUGAUCUAAUUCCGGGACAUUCCUAUCGAUUCCGGGUGCUACCCUAUAGAGACGAUAUUUACGGGAAACCUAUUCAAACUAUGCGGCUGUACACCGUCCCAGAAUCUCGUCACGAAGCACAGGAGGAUCUCACAUUUGAUCGAAUUCAACUUCCCGCACCACAGGGUCCUCUGCGUGUUGAUAGACUGUCCUCCGAUAUCUGUCGCCUGAGCUGGAGGGCACCCCGUUUACCAUUAAGCAUCGAGCCAACCCGGCGUGAGAGGCUGGAAAGUCAAUUUGAAUAUGUUAUUGAGCAACGCUUACCUCAUAGGCGUAUGUGGUAUGAAGUAGGUCGAACUAGGGAGCUGCACUACCUCACCCCGUUAGACACAACCAGUCAGUUCCGAAUCCGAACAAUAUUUUCGGAAGUCUCGGAGCAUGAAGCAAAACACACAUUCGCCUUGUCUUACGAUAGCCUCAAGUCAGAUUGGGUCACUGUCAGGGAGGGUGUGGAGGAUGUAUAUUACCGGACUGCCAAAAGGAGGCGUUCUGCGGACACUGAAUUCGACCUUGGAAAUUUCGUUCCUGAUAGACUCAUUGCGAAACAUAUUGGGCGAACGUCAGUUCUCCUGGAAUGGACGGCUAAUGAAUUGAAAGUGCCGACUUACGGCUAUAUGUUAUUAGAGAAGAGACUCAUUGAUCAACACAGGUUGGGAAUCUGGGAGCCCGUCGCUCGAAUACCUUGGACUCCAGGAACCACAAGUUAUGAAGUCCUCGGAUUGAGAUCAGGUUCAUCUUAUGAAUUUCGUCUUCUUGGAGUGGAUGAACAGACUGGAGCGAGAAGUACCAAGGUGGCUUAUCUACCGUCUGCAAUCACUACGGGUGGUUUCGCAGAGACGUCUGAAGCAGCUCUCGUCACCUGGUUGACCGCUCCAAGGCGCCUCCGGGCUCAUGUGAGGUCCGACAAUGCUGAAGAGGGCAUACAACUUACUUGGUUGCCACCAGAGCUUUCUGAUCAGGCAUUAACGCGAGUUCGAUACAAACUAGAGGCUAGAGAGGUCGAUUCGUCCGGCUCUUUGAUUACCGACUGGUUGGUUGUAAGUAAGGAUAUUGCUCGAACUGAGUACUACGUCUCCCGGGCUAAAGUGGAUGAGAUGAGUUCGAAAGCAGUUGCUCUGGAAUCCCGCGAUCUUUUGCCAGGUAAAAAGCGGCGACCAGUCAGCUCCAUGGAUUUAGAGAGACGUCAAUGGCAAUUUCGGGUGACGGCCAGUUGCGAUAAGGCAGAAAGUGUUCCAGCAGUGAUCCAGGAACCAAUCGCAAUCGUACCACCAAAGCGACGUGUGCCAAUACGCUUCCUUAAUCUCAAGGAGGACAGAAUAAUCUACUCCGUUCUUGGUCAGCGCCUCGUCAUUACUGUGGAAGUUGAAGGGGAGCCCACACCGUCGGUAGCUUGGUACCUGAAUCACAUCCGACUGGACGAUCGGAUUUCUUCGGAUUAUCGCGUUGGUCGAGUCGGAGCCGGAGUGUUCGAACUGACGAUCGACAGGGUUCAAAGAAAUCAUGCAGGUUUACUGGAGUGCCGUGCAUGGAACGCUUAUGAAAUGGUUUCAAACAAGUGGGAAAUUGUGGUGGCAGCCGUACCACGCUUCAGUCGUUUCGACUGGUCGUUGGACGUGCGCGAGUUCGAGGUAAAACAUGGCGAUAGUUGGGAGCUACGCAUCCCAUUAGAAGACUGGGACUGUACUCAGGGUCAUGAAUGGAUAACUAAAGUUUGGUUGGAGCGACUGACUCGCAUACCUGCACUUGCCGACACCGGGAAGUUCCCCGAGUCACUGGAAUCUCGGGUUCGACUUCGAAUCAUCGAAGGACUUCGCUGGGUCGAACUUUUGGUCGAUUCGAUCAGCCUUACUGAUGCAGGUGUCUACAGAUUAUGGAUUCAAAACCAAGCUGGUCGCGACUACCUCGAUUUCCGACUUCGUGUAGCUGAUAAACCACAUGUUCGUCCGAAUAAACCCAGGGUGCUUCCUCACGGACCGGGUACCCUCGUCAUUUACUGGGAUAUACCACUCCCUACCAGUCGUUUGGAGGCCGAAAUUAAGUACACUGGCUACCGAGUUGAGUAUCGUCGUGAACAACCAGGUGCAUCAUGGAACUUCCUCGGAAGUACACCGGCUGAGCAAACACAAAUCCUGGUACGGAGCCCGUUAGAGCCAGAGGUGACCUAUCGCUUCCGUGUCUGUCUCGAAAACUGGCAUGGUUAUGGUCCAGCCAGCGAACCAUCCGAUCCUGUUCAACUGCCGACGCAUAGUAUUACAGAUGUCUACGAUGUCAUGGACGAGGUGCUUCCAUAUGCCGAUGGGUCCUUUGAAUCCCGCUAUACGAUCAUGGAGGAACUUGCUCGAACAAAACACGCCGGCCUGUAUCGUCUUGUUGAAAAAUCUACCGGCCGCUCCUACCUGGCCAAAAUUGUGGACACUUCGAGAGGCUCCACAGAGAGGUUGCAUACCAGUGCUCUUGGCUAUCGAUCGGAACAGGCACGACGAGAUAGUUUGCCACCAAGACCAGUGAGUGCCAUGGACACUGGUCGUCUGAUGGAUCGACGAGUGACCUCUCAACUGAGUUUGAGUAGAACCAGCUUAACAGAUUCGGAUGAAUGGAGGCGACAACGAACCGAACAGGAACUAAAGCUGCUCACCAAAAUACAGCAUGGAGCACUUGCGAAGUUCCACGAGGCUUAUCAAGAUGCAAGACGAACCGUUGCGAUUAUGGAAGAUGUAACUGCAGGUGGCACCUUAUGGCACCAGUUGAGUCAUCGGAUCACAAUGACGGAAACCAAGGCGGCCGAAAUACUACGUCAACUUCUAGAUCUGACAAACCAACUGCAUCGUUCGGGAUUCGUUCAUCUCGGUUUGCAGAUUUACUAUAUUGCUUUCGACUUAAACAGGACAACUGGUGAUACGGAAGGUCCCCCGGAACUAACACGCAUGGAGCGACUUCAGUUGUCACCGAAAAUGGUUAAAUUCACAAAACGUCUGUUACAUCCAGAUCCAUCCAAAAGACCGACAGCCGCCGAAGCCUUGCGAGACCCAUGGUUAACUUCGAUUACAACGCAAGCGGAACCCAGGCCAUCAGUUACUUCAUUAACUGGUCGACAGCGUUUAUCUGGGGAGAGCCUGAUUGACGAAGAUUUAUUAACGCAUAAUGUUGCCGAGAGCAUCAGCAAACAAGCAUACACACGUCUGUUGCGCUGGAUUGAUGCUAGUCAUGCUGCAGAGCAGGAUGAGAGAGAGGUGGAAGAGUUAAUCUCUGUACGUCGUCGCCGUCAUUCUCAACAGUACCUGAGAGAGAUGGAAACAGAGGUUUUCGAAUCUCGGAAAGAUAUAGUCGUUCACGCGCAUGUUACCGCCAGAGGUCAAGCCCCGGAGAUCCUCACUCCAAUGGGAAGCGUCAGUGUGGAGGAGGGUGGGCCAGCAGUACUAAAGUGUGCAGUACAUUUGCCUCGCCCACGUAAGUCCACAACUCCUUUGGAUCGAAUGUCAAACCUGAAAAUAUACUGGUACUUGAACGGCCGAGAGUUGAAGUUAUCGGAACCAACGGUCAAACUGACCCAACCACAAAGGCAGCACUACAUGUGUACUUUUGACCCGGACACUGGAGAUGUCAGGCUACACAUCGAUGAGGUGACCACCUAUGACGCUGGAACAUACGAAGUUAGGGUCGUCGGUCAGUACGGUGAAGUAUCCGAUUCGGCCAACCUUCGUGUAUAUGCAGCCCCACAUAGACCAUCAAGCCGAAUAGAGCUUCAGGCCUCUGAAGAGUUGGGGGCGCGUAUUCUCUUGCCUUUGGUGGACGUGUCAGCAGCUAGCGGGAACCGAAUACAAUUGAAGGCUAAGGUGGCUGGAAUACCACUUCCGCGUUGCACCUGGCUACACAAUGGUGUGCCUCUAGUUGCUUCAACCCGAAGACGAUUUUAUCAAGAAGAAACGGGUGGGCUCCACAGCUCAGAGCUUCAGUUGACUUUGGAAUUGGUCAGUCUGAAUACAGCUGACUCCGGUCUAUACACAUUGGUUGCGACGAACAAACACGGCUCUCAGUCAUGUUCGGCCGUUGUUGAUGUUCUGGGCACGCUAAACGAAGACUAUGAGGCGCCUCAUUUUCUUGUUGAACUCACGAGUACCACUGUGGUCGAAGGCAGCGCUGCUCGCUUCGAGGCCUGUGUUCGCGGUCAACCUGCACCGACAGUUCGAUGGCUGAAAGACGGUAAACCGUUACUGACCGAUGGAAUCCGGCUGACUGUGUCACAGUCGUCUACCGAGCGAUCAACCACAAACACCACAAGCCACACAUUACUUGUAAGAGAUGCCCUACUUCGAGAUAGUGGGACUUACACAUGCAUCGCUACCAGUGCUGCCGGAACAGCUAUCACGGAGGCAGCUCUGCAUGUACGAGGCUUGUUCAAUCGCGGAAUGCCAGGUGGAUCGGAGUCACUGGGUAUUCGUCACCGCUUACCCGAAUUCACCCGUCGUUUGCGUAAUCAGCAAAUCGUGCUUGGAGGGAAUAUCCGACUUGCUGCUUCUGUACUAGCCCAACCAUCGGCAACUGUGAUCUGGCAAAGGGACGGAGUAGAGAUCAACACUAACUUGGAACCAAGGAUAACGGCUAAAAAUCAAAGCGGACAUCUUGAGCUUGUGAUUGAGAACGUGACAAGAGAAGAUCUAGGUCAGUAUACAGUGAUUGCAUACAACGCUGCGGGUGAAGCUCGUUGCUCUUGUGUGUUGUCCGUGUUGGAGGAACAUCAAUUCCGCUUGCCUCAGUUCACGCGCGAACUCCGUGAUCACACAGUGCUCGAAGGGAACAACAUAUUCCUGGAAGCGAUUGCAACUGGAGAACCUCCUCCAGAUUUCAAAUGGGAGAAGGAUGGAUUCGAAAUAUUGCCUGACGGCAUCGACGCACAACGAAUCGUGCCAAGUGUCAAUGGCCUUGGUCAUGCUUGCCUAACCAUCACUAAGGCUCGGCUAUCAGACGCCGGCCUCUAUCGGUGCAUAGCACAUAAUCGUUACGGACGUGAGCGCUGCACGGCGUUUGUCUACGUGGAAGCAAUCGGACGACGAGGGUCGACAGAUCGUCAUGCUCUGGGAACGGGUCUUCCUCUUGGCCGUGGUCGCUCUCUUCCCCCAGUCGGUUCGGGCAGGUACGCUCCUGGCACAGACCGUCCCCCGUCCCUCCCUCGAUUGACUGAGGAUGAAAUAUCCACUCGACGGCAAGGGUCCUCCAUAUCUCCGAAACCCGAUGGAUAUUUGAGCGUCAUACGUCCUCUGCCAAGCCACAUUCAAGUCGAAGAAGGCGAUACCCUUAACUUAACCUGUUUAGUCAGUUCAAACAUUCAUUACAUACGUGCAAAAUCUGCAUCGUCGGGACACCCCGUGAUCACCCUACCCUACCCUGAACACAUCUGCUGCGACCUCCCUAAUCUCCCCGAUGCCCUAGGAAUUCGUCGCCCUUCAACUGACUUGUCCUACAUUAGCAGUCCAACCCUGAACAAUACAACGGUGCUUCUCCACUCAAAAUGUUUAAUUUGA
Messenger RNA from Opisthorchis viverrini, 32826 nucleotides. RefSeq lists its product as hypothetical. Lineage: Eukaryota; Metazoa; Platyhelminthes; Trematoda; Opisthorchiida; Opisthorchiidae. Gene Ontology annotation, biological process: protein phosphorylation. Gene Ontology annotation, molecular function: protein binding; protein kinase activity; ATP binding. The transcript has 76 exons. Bases 1 to 32826 code for a protein of 10941 amino acids. The record is from RefSeq and is a predicted model, not a curated record.